ACCAUUACUUGUAACUGGUCGUUACCGUUACUUGUACGGUAACUGCUUACACGUUACCGUUACAAAGAACGGUAACCGACCAGCAAUUACAGUUACUGUAACGAUAAUGGUAACUGUCACAGCCCUAACUUUGUUGUAGUUACAAAAAUAUUCCCGUCGAUUUACUACAUAUGAAAUUGAGGAUAGCAGAUAUUCUAUUGAAACAAGCAAUCAAAGUGCUUGUCAACUUCCUGUAUCCUCAUCAAUUACGAUAGACGAAGCCGAAUUGCAAUUAAAAGGUGCAUUUACCUUUUUCACCGAAUUUUCAAAAGAAACCAAAACACACAUUCAAUUUUCACUAGAAAACAAUAAAAUCUGUGUUGCUAGUUCAACGACUCGUGCGAGACACGAAAAAUUUACUCGUCAUAUGCCAUUAGAAAUUAUUAUUAAAGACGAAGAAAAAGCAAAAAAAAUUUCUCAACUUAUCAAAGACUUUUUUGACAUACUCGAUCAAUGUAAAAUCAGUACCGCUCUACUGGAACAAGAACAUGUGUUCAAUUUAAAACAGAGAUGUGAGCAAUGGGGUCUCGAUUAUGCUCGUCUUUUCGGCGUUGAUCAGAUUACACCUCUACAAGGUGUCGAACGUCUUAAUGAAUUGCUUACACGAGAUUAUUUCGGUGGAUCAAACAGGAAAGGCGAAUUUUUUAAACAGAUGAUAUGGAAAAGACUGUGUCAGAUGUGGCUAUCUUUAACAAGAACUCAACUUUCUCAUCUCCGUGAAGCAUGGGAAGUAGGUGAUGACGCCAAUAAUGAUUAUGAAACAUCGGAUGAUGAAGACUAUGAUGAAAAUGGAUUUGGGUUCAAUGAUAUUUAUAAUAAGUCAGACGAAGAAAUCGAUUUGGAUGACAAAUAUAGUCAAUUACCAUCACAAGAAUUAGACCUCAUCGUAUCUAACGAUGUAAAAUCAACGAAAUCAAAUGACAAUUGUUAUUCUUCAAAUGAUUCUCUGUCAUCUAUAGCCCUUUCUUGUGAUCCAAUUACAAAUUCAGAUAAUUCAUCAACUCCACCUGGUUUUUCCAAAAAUCAGUUGCAUUGGCCCGUGUGGUCAAUCGAAAAUUACAAUAUGACUGGAAGACGAAUGUAUCCAAUAACACUAGUCGCGUUUGAAAAUGAAAGUACUGCUCUUUGUGGACAAAAGGUUGUGUCUCCUUAUACAAAAAACAAAGAACAGACCCACAGAAAACGCCUUAAAGUUUAA
Molecule: messenger RNA, 1237 nt
Organism: Didymodactylos carnosus
Lineage: Eukaryota; Metazoa; Rotifera; Eurotatoria; Philodinida; Philodinidae
Source: the annotation of a GenBank genome assembly